AUGUCAAUAUACCCCCUGAAGGUGGACCCUACCUCCUUGCUGUUGACCAAUUUCAUUUUUUCCAUCUCCCCUGACCGAACUGAAGAAGGAGGCGAGCGGAGGGCGGGGACAUGUGCUAGGUAUUGGUUUGAGGAAGAAUAUGUGGUGUUCCUUCUUGAUAAUGGUUAUCUACCAUCAGCUGCUUCUACCAUUGCACCAGCUUCGACAACUGAAGUUCCUGAGCUUGUUGGAAAAAUUGAUAGCUUAGAGCAGAGUCUGAACAAGGUGAAGGAAAUGGUUGGCAAGAACAGGGAAGGCAUGGGAAGCUGCAUUUGUCUUGUCUGUGGUUGUCUGAAUGUAACAUUCCUGGUGCUGGCCAUUCUUUUGGUUGUAAUUGUAAUGUUGAAGUAG
Messenger RNA from Miscanthus lutarioriparius, 390 nucleotides. The record is from the annotation of a GenBank genome assembly. NCBI's taxonomy places the organism in Eukaryota, Viridiplantae, Streptophyta, Magnoliopsida, Poales, Poaceae.